Messenger RNA from Phyllostomus hastatus (greater spear-nosed bat), 2793 nucleotides. It is a transcript of the gene MYCT1, whose product is annotated as MYC target 1. Gene Ontology annotation, cellular component: nucleoplasm. The record is from RefSeq and is a predicted model, not a curated record. Lineage: Eukaryota; Metazoa; Chordata; Mammalia; Chiroptera; Phyllostomidae.
AUGAUGAUGCAGGGUCAGAGGAGGGAGUGGCUAGGUGAUAACACUUCAGACAAGGCAGUUAUUGAAUGCCUGGCGAGGACCGGAGACCUGGAUGAAGAGGGGAUAUACGAGGGGUUGUGUGAAAAUUAUUUUUCUCUCGCUGAACCACAAAGACAUAGAAUCCUGGUGCUUCUUUUGGACACUCUGGCUUUUCUUUCCUUCGGUUUUCUUUUCUUUCUUCUAUUUCUUGUGGAUAUUAUGGCUAAUAACACAACAAGUUCAGAGAGUCUAUGGCCAGAAAACUUUUGGGAGGAUCUUAUAAUGUCCUUCACGGUGUCCAUGGCUAUCGGGCUUGUAAUAGGAGGAUUCAUCUGGGCCCUGUUUGUUUGUUUGUCCCGACGAAGAGCCAGCGCCCGCAUCUCCCACUGGAGCUCCAGUCGGCGAUCCAGGUCUUCCUACACUCACGGCCUCAACAGGACUGGGUUUUACCGCCACAGCGGCUAUGAACGUCGCAGCAACCUCAGCCUGGCCAGUCUCACUUUCCAGCGACAAGCCUCCAUGGAGCUAGGAAACUCCUUCCCGAGGAAAUCAAGCUUCAGGGCUUCGACUUUCCACCCGUUUCUGCAAAGUCCACCCCUCCCCGUGGAGACUGACAGUCACGUGAUGACGCUCCCUUCCUCCAGUACCUCUCCCACCACCAACGCUUCCCACGGCCUGAGCCGCCCUGAUUUCCACUGGUCCAGCACCAGUCUCCCGGUGGGCCUUUCACCCCCGCCCCCGCCCACCUACGAGUCCAUCAUAAAGGCAUUCCCAGAUUUCUGAGGAAGGGGUUUUGGUGGUUCAUGUGUUGCCUUCUUCCCUUGUCUCUUCUUGAAAGAAAAUCGUAAAUAGACUAAACAAUUUUGAGGACACAGCCCGCACAAACAGUGAGUUCCCAAACUGAAAAAUGCUCAUGCAACUUGGACACUACAACGUACAUUUUCUUCUAUUGUAUUUUUCCUUGUCACUCAAAGAGGUAAUAGUUUUCCAAGUAGUUAUAUACUUACGUGUUUUGCUUUCAAUGUCAGGGUAAUUAAAGGUAGUGAUUCUCAUCUGAGAAGCAGCAGUAAUACAGUAUGUAUAUUUUAAACUAAAAUAAAAACAUGAUAUUUGUGGUUUUAAUCCUCACACACUGCCCGAUGUGAUUACAUAAGGAAAAAAUAUAUUGUCAACUUAAUUUUUUUUUCUAGCCUAAGGAAUUUAAUUUCACUUUCUUUAAGAUGACAGUGAACCAUUUUGUAAUCUUAGAUUUUUAAUGAAUUAUAUGGGCAUGAAAUGACGGAAUAUAGAAGAUUCUAAAGUGCCUUGAUUGCCCUCAUUUAUGAAAAGUAUGGGGAUUGAGCAAAGGAAGCUGAAUUCUGUGGGUAUUAUAGGAUAUUUUAAUUGUGACACUGAUUUUUGUGCCUUUCCUAAGAAUAGUUAACUACAUUACUGAGGCACAAUCUUUGGAUUUACUCACAUGAUAAUUUAACUUUCUCCACUGUUGUAGUUAUGUCUUUAGAAAAGCAACAACCCUAAGUCCAAUUCAUUUAACCUAAAACUUGAACACUGAGCUUACAUUUUUUUUAAGGGAUGAAUUUUAUUUUUUAGACUUAAAUCUAGCAAGUGAGAAGGUGCUUUAUCUAUGGACCUUCUCCUGUAACUUCACUGACAAAUAAGUAGGGGUCAGUGGGGACAAAGUCUGUCACUGAAAUAGAAAUUACAGCCACGAAGUAUUCUUCUUCCUGGACUGACUCAUCAGGUGUUAUUACUUGUUUGUGUCUCUAUGAAUUUCAACCUCAGAUUCUGUGAAGGGUUUUUAUACAUUGAUUAAACCAUGCCGUAGGUCAUUGGUGCAGUUAUUUAAGGAGUUCACUUCCACAGGUGGCCACCGUCUUAAAGAAAGGUACAGCCCCAAAUGCAGGUACCAGAGAGCUUCAGUGGUCAGUGGCUGUGGCUGCCCUUUUCCAUUUAAGGACAUGAGCUCACUGGACAAUUACUCAGAAGGCCUGGGCUUUAUUCCUGAGACAGUGAAUAUUUAGCUUAUGUCGCUGUGUGUUUGUCUCUGUGAACAUCGGGAUUUGGGGUGAAGAAAAAUGUACUCUCGUUUUAGUUUCUGCAGUGCAGCGGUCCCAGCUAAUGGUAUCUAAAUAUGGCUCAAGAUUGUAAUAAUUUUUAUAAAAUGAGAUUUUGUGUAGCAUUUCUUUAUUAUUUUGAUUUAGCUGAUAUUUUUUAUUGUUCCUUAAGGACAAUUAUUCUUAAUGAUGUCUAUAGAUAGAUGCUCUUUAAUACAAUAUACAAGAAAGAAAGAAAGAAGAAAGAAAGAAAGAAAGAAAGAAAGAAAGAAAGAAAGAAAGAAAAGAAAGAAGGAAAAGAAAGGAAGGAAGAAAGGAAGAAAGAAAGAAAAGAAGGAAGGAAGGAAGCUAACUCUCAGGAAAACCAAUUUGCUUUCAGUUCUUUUUUAACAAAUUUUGCAACCAUCAUACAGCCAUGUACGUUUUUAAGGGAUCAUUACCUUAGUAACAAAGCUAUCUUAUUUGUAUAUUGUCCUUAAUGUUUAACAUGAGAAGCAAGCAAAUGUUAUGGUUUCUAUCUAGAUUUUAUAUUGGGAGUAAAAACUGUUUUGGCUCUCUCAAAUUAGAAAAUGAAAGAAAUUUCCUGGUGUAUUUAACCAUCAGGGAGAUCAUGGGCUCCUCCCUCCCCAAGUUAUGAAACAACCAGAAUGAGUGUCUUGUAAAUAUUGUGCAGUGUGUGAAAUGUGAAAUUAAAGCAAAACCUGGAGACUCUUUAGUUAUA